This is a messenger RNA of Dovyalis caffra, 1551 nucleotides long. NCBI's taxonomy places the organism in Eukaryota, Viridiplantae, Streptophyta, Magnoliopsida, Malpighiales, Salicaceae. The record is from the annotation of a GenBank genome assembly.
AUGGCUAGGGCUCCGGGCAAGCAUGGACGUGAUCAAGCUCUGGAUUUCGAGGGGUUUUUGAAUGAUUUGCAGGAUUGGGAACUUCUUAAGGACACUGAUAAAAAGAUGAAGAAGAAGUCACAAGCUUCUGAUAUGAAGAUUGGUGAGGAUGGAAGAUCAACAGGCAAAAAUUCUGCUGUAGAUUCUUCAAGAAGUAGUUCAGGACAGUAUAAUUACUCAAGGAAUUUUGAUGCAAUCAAUCGUCUAUCAAGUAGUUUUACAACUGAUGAGAGCACUGUGGAUGCUACGACAGAGAAAGAAUUGGGAAAUGAGUAUUUUAAGCAGAAGAAGUUUAAGGAAGCUAUUGAGUGCUAUUCAAGAAGCAUAGCCUUGUCGCCAACAGCAGUAGCCUAUGCAAAUAGGGCAAUGGCAUAUCUCAAAAUCAAAAGGCAAGUUUUCCUGUCAAAUAUUGUUAUAUUUAAGUGUAGUGCACGUGUAGAGUUCUUGUUGCCCAAUGCAAUAUUAGUUGCUUUACUUCAUGCGAAAUUUCAAGAGGCUGAAGAUGACUGUACAGAGGCUUUGAAUCUAGAUGAUCGCUACAUUAAAGCAUACUCUCGCAGAGCAGCAGCUAGAAAGGAAUUGGGGAAACUUAAAGAAUCCAUUGAGGAUUCUGAGUUUGCAUUGAAGUUGGAACCUAAUAACCAGGAAAUCAAGAAACAGUAUUCUGAGAAAAUUCUCCAGAAAGCAUCUGGAGCUCUUAGAAGCUCUUUACAAGGAGCACAAAAGGCAGGAAGGCCAGAAGCAAGCAUCAAUGGACAUGCAGUGCAUCCAGUCUCAUCCGAAAAAGAUAAAAAUAAGGAGAAAGAUGGAGACAGUCUCGUGAAGAAAUCUAUCCAUGUGGAAGAAAUGAACAAAAGCACUGGAGCAGGAAGCAGAUCUGACGGUCUAGUAGGCAAUGAUUCGCAUGCAAAUGCUACUCCGAGAUCUAAUGUGGAAAGUGUACAGUGUCCUUAUAAAUGGGAAAAUGGUUGUUUUGGCUUUUAUUCCAUCAGAUGGGGAAAGGAUGUCAAUUCCACCUUAGGCAUUAACAUUAGAAAUCGCAGAACCGGAAGGCAAGAGCUGAAGGCCUCAGUGAAAGAGCUCGCUUCUCGAGCUGCUUCUCGUGCCAUGGCUGAAGCUGCAAAAAGCAUUACACCUCCAAACUCAGCUUCUCAAUUUGAGGUUUCUUGGAAAGGCUUUUCUGGUGAUCAUGCACUCCAGGCUCGCCUCCUGAAGGUUACUUCUCCAAGUGCACUACCUCAGAUAUUUAAAAAUGCAUUGUCUGUUCCUAUUCUAAUCGACAUCAUCAAGUGCGUGGCCUCCUUUUUCAUCGAUGACAUGGAUUUGGCCGUCAAAUAUCUAGAGAACUUGACCAAAGUCCCAAGAUUUGACAUGCUUAUCAUGUGUCUUCCAUCUACAGAUAAGGCUGAUCUUCGCAAGAUGUGGGAUGAAGUGUUCUGCAGUGAAGCAACACCAAUGGAAUAUGCUGAGAUUCUCGACAACUUGCGAUCUAAAUACUGUCCUAGAUUUUAA